Molecule: messenger RNA, 3225 nt
Organism: Cuculus canorus (common cuckoo)
Lineage: Eukaryota; Metazoa; Chordata; Aves; Cuculiformes; Cuculidae
Gene: GGT7
Product: gamma-glutamyltransferase 7
Exons: 16
Coding region: 1279-3027 (582 amino acids)
Biological process (GO): glutathione catabolic process
Cellular component (GO): plasma membrane
Molecular function (GO): glutathione gamma-glutamate hydrolase
Source: RefSeq, a predicted model, not a curated record
UAGCCGCCGGUUCGCCCGUGGAUUACAUGAGCAUCACGAGCUUCCCGCGGCUGCCCGAGGAGGAGGCGGCGGGCGGCGCGGCCGAGGGCGGCCUCCGCGCGCGGAAGGAGGAGGACGCGUUCCUGGGCGACCAGGACACCGGCCGAUCUCUGCCUGUGGACCUCAGAAGCCUGAGGCCCGUGGUUGAACUGGUCCUGCAUGCCCCUUGGUUUGGCCUCGAUUUGCGCUGACCAACGGAUGACAUUCCCAUUGCCCAUUCUCAUGGAAUGGUUUGGGUUGGAAGGGACCUCAGAGCCCAUCCAGUAUCACUCCUCUGCCACGGACCGGGACAUCUCCUGCUGGAUCAGGGGCUCAAAGCCUCUCAUCCUGCGCCAUCCUCUGCUGUCAGGACAAAGCUGCCAUGUGCAGGUAUGCGGGAACAGCUCUUCGGAAAGCGCAAGGGCUCUUGUCAGGCACACGGAGCACGAGCAGAGAUUGGAGCGGUUUUGGCUGUGCCAGUGCCCUCCUGGGCAUGGGGCCUUGGUCUCUCCAGGCGCCUGCUACUGCUCUCCUGUCUAUGGAAACUCCCACUCACCGCAUGCAUGUUGCAGAAGCCUGCCAUAUCACGUUAUUUGCCAGACCACGGAGAGGGAACCCAAGCCUUUGGUUUCUACUACCCAGAAGAUCUCAUUAAGGGGAGGAAGAUCCUGUUGUGCUGUCGGUGCUGGGGACGGAGCCCCUGAAGGUUCCACAGAGCCUGUGAGUGGCUCUGAUUUCCGCUGUCCCCCCUGUAGCAGCUCCAGAGCUGAGGUUCCCCAAAGCCAUGGUUCCGCUCAAAAGCUGCAUCUCCUUCAUGGCCCCCGCAGAAGCCAGUCCUACCACAUUUCAGACCUGCUUGCAAGUCAGUGCUGCGUUCAGAACCCUUCCAAACACAGCAGGAACUGCGGGCCCAUCCCUGAAGACCGAUGAAUGGACUGAAAUGGAGCAACAUUCGGGGGUUUUUACCCCUCUUAGUCACCAGGGAAGUAAUUUUGGAAUAACUAGAGCUAAAGGAAGGGAUCAGUAAACUGAUCUAAAGCAGCAUCUGAGCCAGGAAGUCUCUUGAGAGCUGGAAUCAAUAGGGAAGGUAAUAGCCUUGCUGGAAGAGGCACAGUGUAAUGUUAGCGCUGGGUAAACACAGCAACAAAAGCCCUGUGUUGCUCAAUAACUAACACUUGUUUUCUCCCUGCUGCCCACAAAGAUCCAGACUCCUUCCUGAAGUCUGCGCGUCUCCAGCGCCUGCCCUCGUCCUCAUCGGAGAUGGGAAGCCAGGAUGUGUCCCCUCUUCGGGAGACCAGCAAGGACCCCUUUUCUGGAGACUGCAGCUGCCGGCAAGAUGGGCUGACCGUUAUCAUCACCGCCUGCCUGACCUUCGCCAUGGGUGUCACGGUGGCCCUCAUCAUGCAGAUCUACUUUGGGGACCCUCAGAUCUUCCACCGCGGCGCUGUGGUCACGGAUGCUGCCCGCUGCACAGCGCUGGGCAUAGAGGUGCUGAACAAGCAGGGCUCCUCGGUUGACGCGGCCAUCGCCUCGGCCCUCUGCGCGGGAAUCGUCAACCCCCACACGUCAGGGCUCGGCGGGGGUGGUGUGAUGCUGGUCCACGACAUCCGGAAGAACAAGAGCUGGGUGAUUGACUUCCGUGAGGUGGCUCCCCUGGGCAUUCCGCUGGAGGGGGACCUGCAGAAGGACACCAAGCCAGGUCUGCUCGUGGGGGUGCCAGGCACGAUACAAGGAAUGCACCAGGCGCACCAGUUGCACGGGAGACUCCCGUGGUCCCAGCUGCUGGGCCUUGUGGCAGGUGUCGCCCGGGAUGGGUUUAACGUCACACAUGACUUGGCCAAAGCCAUAAGCGAACUGAAGGACCUGAACUACUCUGACAAAUUCCGGGAGGUCUUCCUGCCGGACGGACAGCCCCUGCUGCCCGGCAUGUUCAUCAGGCGCCCGGACCUCAUGGCCGUGCUGGAGCUGCUGGGGGCGGAAGGGGUGUCAGCUUUCUACAGCGGAAACUUGACCCAGGAGAUCAUCUCUGAGGUCCACAGCUACGGAGGCGUCUUGGUGGAGGAGGACUUCAGCAAUUACAGUGCCACAGUGGAGGAUCCCGUCCACACAGUCUAUCGAGGGCAUCUUGUUUUCAGUCCCCCGCCGCCUCAUGCGGGUCCGGCGCUGAUCACAGCACUGAACAUUCUUGAGGGCUUUAACAUCACAAGUCAAGCGUCCAGAGGGAACAUCUUGCACUGGGUGGCCGAGACAUUAAGAAUAGCCCUGAGUCUCGCUAGCAACCUGGGGGACCCAUCUGAUGAUGUGUCUGUCACUCACGCUGCAGCAGACAUGGUGAGUAAAUCCGAAGCAAAUUCCCUGCGCCAGCUGAUUAAUGACUCCCAGUCCUUCUCAUCUGAUCUCCACAUGCCUCACUUCUCCGUGGAGAGCGGCCCUGCUGCUAGCCAGGUCCUGGUCAUGGGACCCGACGACUUCAUUGUUGCCGUUGUGAGCUCUUUGAAUCGUCCCUUUGGCAGUGGAAUAAUAACACCCUCUGGAGUGCUCCUCAACAGCCAGAUGUUGGACUUCUCCUGGCAAAAUAGAACAAUGAACCACUCCAUUCCCAGGCCGCAAAAUCUCCUCCAGCCUCGGAAACGGCCCCUGUCCUUCCUGCUGCCCACCAUCGUGAGGCCGUCCGAGGGGAUGUGCGGGACGUACCUGUGUCUGGGAGCCAACAACGGGGACAGAGCCUUGAGCAGCAUCGUUCAGGUUUUGGUGAACGUUUUGACACUCAACAAGAAUCUGAGUGAAAGUUUGGCACUUGGUCGGCUUCACCCGCAGCUUCAGUCCAACACCUUGCAGGUUGACAGUGAGUUUCCUGAAGAAGAGAUUGAAUUCCUCAUAGCCAAGGGCCAUCAAGUGGAAAAAGUCCAAGUGGUCUCCCUAGUUCACGGGGCCAGGAGAACCAACACUUUCAUCCUCGGCCUGAAGGACCCCAGGAGCCCGGAUGCUGCUGGAGCCACGAUAUUGUAGCACCUCCUGGGUGAUGUGUUCGCAGGACCAGGCGUAGAGAAAUCCCCCCGAGGGCCGUGCAUGUUCCGAAAUGGCCCCUUCUCCAUCCCCAGGGCGGGAGCCCUGCGUGCACACUGCUGAGUAGGUGUUCUGCACUCCCCACCCAGGACGACACGGGCGGAGGCAGCAGCACCGACACACAGCGCUCUGAGGGGUUUU